GAGGAUCGAUGGGCAGAUCAAAUGGAAGUAAAGUUGUAUGGGGCUGCUUUAUUUCUCAACCCUUCUAAGUAUUUUGACUUGAAAAGGACUGAUACUGCGUAUGCUUAUGAGCAACGAGAGUUGUUUAAUGAUGUGGUUUACAAGAUGAUUGGUGAUGAUGAUGAGUUGGAGGGUAAAAUCAGCAAACAAGUUGAUGAUUAUGAUUUCAUGCGAUGAGAAUUUGCAAAGCCAUUGCCAAUCAAACAUCAAAAAAUCAAGGCACCUCGUAACUCUUGAUUGGUGGAAUGCUUUUGGUGGCCAUGCUUUGGAGCUACAAUCAUUUGCUUUACGCAUAAUAGGCCUUUGUUGUUGUUCUUCGGGUUGCGAACGCAAUUGGAGUACGUUUGAAUUUAUCCACACCAAGAAAAGAAAUAGGUUGGAGCAUAAGAGACUGAAUGAUUUGGUGUUCAUUCAGUACAAUAGGAAAAUUGUCAACAGGUUCAAAAAGAGGCGUGAAGAAGGAAGUGAUUUCAACCCUUUGGUUUUAGAAGAGUUUUCUUGGGAUAAUGAGUGGGUUGAUGAUUCUGCUACUCAAGUUGUUCACCGUGGGGAUGAUCUUUUAUGGGAUCAAGUUGAUGAAGUUCUUGGUGCUUCAAGAAAUCUAGAUCGCCGUAAUCCGAGGAGAGGUGAUGUUGGUGAACCUUCAAGUUCAGUUAGGGUUUAUUCUCGACGUCGUAAUGAUGAUACAGAUGUUGAAGAGAAUGGUGAAGAGAGUGAACCAUUUCCAGAUGAUGAUUUAGAUGUCGAUGAUGAGGAUCAGGAUGCCACGGACAUCAUUCCUAACAACCAAGCUGGUUCUAGAUUUGACAAUUUCCUUGAUGAUGUUUAAGUAUUUUUAUGUUGGAUUAUGUUAUUUGACUUAUUUCUAUUUUCUAGUUUUGGAUUAUGGAUAAUG
This is a messenger RNA of Cuscuta europaea, 934 nucleotides long. NCBI's taxonomy places the organism in Eukaryota, Viridiplantae, Streptophyta, Magnoliopsida, Solanales, Convolvulaceae. The record is from the annotation of a GenBank genome assembly.